AUGUCUUCCGAUCAACAGGCUGUGACAAUCAAGUUGUCGAGGAUAUAUCUUCAUUCUGUGACAGUUCCGGGAAUUCCAGCAGCAUGUCGACAAUUUGACAAGCCCUGUAGCUUUCCUUACACCAGUGGAACCUCCAAUCAACAGAACGAGAUCCCAAUCACGCUGUUACGUUCUAUACUUUCAGAUCACCUUCCUGCAAAAGCUAGCAACGUCAUUUUACAGUGGCGUCUUACCGCCAGCACUGAGGGUUCAUAUCCCGUGAUCACCACUCGCCAUAAGAUCACCGACACCACAUCUACGGUCGAUGCACAGAACUAUACCAUCGUCUUUGCCGAACGGUUAGACAGACUUCAAAAGAUAACGAGUAGCCACCAAAGGUUACGCAAAUCCCAGCAAGACUCUCGAGCUCAGCUGAAGACAUCCUAUCCUUCUCCGCCUCUCUUGACAGGAGCAGGUAAGAUCUCCCCGAAUCAAUACUGCGGCAUAAGCAAAAGAAGACGGAGAAGACAGCUCGACUACACACAACAACCGUGCCCGGCCUUCCUCAGCGAACUUCGACGGCGUGCUGAGCAGCAUAGUAAGGCGACGGGUGAGGUGAGCUGUCUUCUUCGGGUUAUGCAGGUGCAACAAUACAUUAUGUCCGGGAAGAGCAGCUUGAGUACCUGCCACAAACGAGAUAUGGAGUCUCGGUCUAUUUCACCGUCGGACAACAGUGUUUGUUCUGAGUGA
Molecule: messenger RNA, 729 nt
Organism: Podospora anserina S mat+
Lineage: Eukaryota; Fungi; Ascomycota; Sordariomycetes; Sordariales; Podosporaceae
Exons: 2
Coding region: 1-729 (242 amino acids)
Source: RefSeq, a predicted model, not a curated record